AUGCCGUUCGGGGGGCUGGCCGGGCUGAAGGAGCGGGUCCUCAGACCGGGGACGGAGGAGGUGAGGAGCACCAUGGGAGACUCCCUGGGGACUCUGCAGAAGAAAAUCGACGGCUCCAACGUGGAGCAGGAGGAGGUCCUGGAGCUGACGGAGGACGGGCGUCCGGUGGCAGCGGGGGCGGCGGGGGCCCAACGCCGGGCCCCGCUGUUCGACUGUGGCUGCUGCGGCUCGCCCAAGCGCUACAUCAUCGCCAUCCUCAGCGGCCUGGGCUUCUGCAUCUCCUUCGGCAUCCGCUGCAUCCUGGGCGUGGCCAUCGUGGAGAUGGUCAACAACAACACCGUCUACAUCAACGGGACGCCCGUCAUGCAGCCGGCGCAGUUUAACUGGGACCCAGAGACGGUCGGCCUGAUCCACGGCUCCUUCUUCUGGGGCUACAUCGUCACGCAGAUCCCCGGCGGAUUCAUCUCCAACAAGCUGGCAGCCAACAGGGUGUUUGGAGCGGCCAUUUUCCUCACGUCCAUGCUGAACAUGUUCAUCCCCUCGGCAGCGCGAGUGCACUACGGCUGCGUCCUGUUCGUCCGCGUCCUGCAGGGCCUGGUGGAGGGGGUUACCUACCCAGCAUGCCAUGGGAUGUGGAGCAAGUGGGCGCCGCCAUUGGAGAGAAGCCGGUUAGCAACCACGUCCUUCUGUGGGUCCUACGCAGGUGCAGUCAUUGCCAUGCCUUUGGCUGGGAUCCUGGUGCAGUAUGUGGGGUGGUCCUCGGUGUUCUACAUAUACGGGGUCUUUGGGAUGAUAUGGUACAUGUUCUGGCUCAUCCUGGCCUACGACAGUCCCGCUGUUCACCCCACCAUCAGCGAGGAGGAGAGGACCUACAUCGAGACCUCCAUCGGGGAGGGCGUCGGCCUGAUGAGCGCUACUGAGAAGUUUAAGACGCCCUGGCGGCGUUUCUUCACCUCCAUGCCGGUGUACGCCAUCAUCGUGGCCAACUUCUGCCGCAGCUGGACCUUCUACCUGCUGCUCAUCAGCCAGCCAGCCUAUUUCGAGGAGGUCUUCGGCUUCCCCAUCAGCAAGGUAGGGCUCCUGUCGGCGGUCCCCCACAUGGUGAUGACCAUCGUCGUUCCCAUCGGCGGCCAGCUCGCCGACUUGCUGCGCAGCCGCAAGAUCCUCUCCACCACCACAGUGCGCAAGAUCAUGAACUGCGGAGGGUUCGGGAUGGAGGCUACGCUGCUGCUGGUCGUCGGGUUCUCACACACGAGGGGCGUGGCCAUCUCCUUCCUGGUUCUUGCCGUGGGCUUCAGCGGAUUCGCCAUCUCCGGUUUCAACGUGAAUCACCUGGACAUCGCUCCGCGCUACGCCAGCAUCCUGAUGGGAAUUUCCAACGGGGUGGGAACGCUGUCCGGCAUGGUGUGCCCGCUCAUCGUCGGAGCGCUGACCAAACACAAGACCCGUCUGGAGUGGCAGCACGUCUUCGUGAUCGCGUCCAUGGUCCACUACACGGGGGUCGUGUUCUACGCCAUCUUUGCGUCGGGCGAGAAGCAGGACUGGGCGGACCCUGAGGACGCCGCCGACGACCGGUGUGGCCUGGUGGACCAGGACGAGCUGGCGGAGGAGGCCGAGCUCACCGGCGAAUCCGCCCUCACCGCGGGGAAGAAGACGUCCUACGGCGCCACCUCCGCCAGCGCCGGCGGCCGCAAGCAGGGAUGGCGGAGUCAGAGGGGCGUCACCACGCAGCAGGAGGAGCAGGAGCCCUCGUACCACCAAGAGAACGGAAGCUUCUAGGCCCACCACUGAACACUCUGGCCAGGCUCGCGUUCGAGGACAACCCAGAGGGCAAAGUUCAUCCCUGGUGGAUAUGAUCAAAACGAAGUAUGAAGUCCCCCCCGCCCCCCCUCCUGCCCAACCAAUAGCAAAAGGCAUGUCCCCAGACCACAAGGGUUCGAGAAUGAGGGAAAUUGAAGCUCACGCCCAUCAGAGAUUUUACGACAAAUCUUUGUGUGUUUUGUUUCUCCCCCAAAUACCCUUUUUCCUUUGCCUUUGCUUCUUUACCCAAAGAAGGCCUUUUGGGAAUGAUGCGAUUUGGGAAUGAUGCAAAGACUAUCCUAAGAGUUAUUCUGUUUUUGUUUUAUUGGUCACGUAUGAAUUUGGUCCUUUGGAAAGUAAAUCUCGUAGUUCCAAAAUUCAGAUUAAUAACAUUUUAUUAGCAAAGCAAAAAUAAUCUCUUUUACAGGAUGAAACAUACCGUAAAAGCAAGGCUGGUCAAUUCCAAUACAGUGUUGUUCAAGCACCAGCUUUACAACCCUUUCUCAGAACAACAUGUACCAAUAAGGUGGCAGGUAACCACACGGUCAUUGUUACCUCUGUAUGCAUAUCUACUCCCCCUCCCCCCCUCAAUGAAAAUUAACACUGCCAGACUCCUGGAGAAAAGAUUGAAGCUCUGCAAAUUUGCAAAAGGUGGUUUGUGUUUUUCCUAAGUUGGACAAAGCAUUUCUGAAUAAUGAAACUAGUUUGCCUUUCUGUUUUUGACAUGAAUUAGGUACAAUACAUAUAAGAAAAUAACAAAUUUUGUGUCUACACAUCACGGUAGAUUCCUGUUAUAUUUAUUAAAAUAUUUAUUAAAAGAUUGGAAAGAAGCAUACAGAACUAAAUUCAGACAAUAUUUGAAGACUACUAAAUUGGAGUGAAAUGCUAGCUAAACCUUAGUAAGGAGUUAUUAGUUAGAUAUGCAAUGAAGAGAUAUGGAAUUAUAAUAUCAAAUUUUUCCCAACUAGUCAAGUUAUGAAUACACAGAAGGCUUAAACAAACAACAUGUAAAAAAUCACAAAAGCAAUCGCAUAGAUAAAACGUAGACAAAAAUACACAAAAGACCUAUUAUUACUUAGCUGAUAUUAAUUCUGCGUUGCAUAACUAUUCAUUUGAAAAUUGCAUGGCAGAGAACACGUGUAAAAGUCACCUUAUGGCUUUCCACUGCAGUCCUGGUUCAUUAGGUGCUCUUUUUUGAUUUCAGUCCAUUUUAACAGUUUUACUUCAAAUGUACAUGAUCUCAGCGAAUUAGACAGUUUAGAAGAAGUACUUGGGAUGGCCUUUAGAACAAAAUAAUAAUAAUAAUAAUAAUAAUAAUAAUAAUAAUAAACAUUUAAAAGGACUAAUGAUCAAUUAUUCAACUUAUUUGCUAUGCUUACCUUUUGCCAUAUUUGACAAAUUUCAGGCCCAGAUUCAACAUACCCACAAUGCAUUUGUCCUCUCAGCUCUUUUAUGCUUCUUCCCCCUUCAUCCUCCCGAUUCUGAAGGUCCAGUCAUGCCCACGUUGUAGCGCUGACUGCAGCCUCCAUUUUCCAUUCGGGAGGGUGCGAACGAGCACGCGCUGUCCUCCAAACCAAGGCUGUGUCUGAAUCAGCCUCCUACUGAGGGGGCGUAGCUAGGAACUCUGGGUGUCCUGAAAGAAUAUUGCUCAGGGCACCCCCCUUUUUUAAUAAAACAAUUCACAUGUUUUUAGCUGUGGGCCCCCCCAAGCUGUGCCCGCAGAAUUGGCAGCUCAACAAUUGAGCUUGUAGGAGCCAGGUCAACCAGUAGGGGUCACUGUAAAUUAAGCUAUCAUCUCGGCUGACUAAACCCCUUCUGUUCCUGGCUGACACUAGAGCCGGUAGUGCCCUACACUGUGGGUCUGCCAGCUCCAGUCAGCGCUGGCACAACCCAGAUUCAACACCAGAACCGGGGGGGCAUCCAUUCACUAGAACAGUGCCUUAACAGGGCGAGCUGUCCAGCAGCCUGAGCUAUGAGCUUUAAUUAUGAAAAGAAUUUAGUUUUUCUUUUGUUACUUUUGUGCAGUAUUUUGUUAAUUUUAGGGAUUGCCACCGUGGUUGUGCAAUAAAAACAAACGAACAAAAAAAACCUUCUUGAUUUCUCCACUCAAAGUUACAGGAUGAAAUGCCUUUGGGGAUUGAUUGAAUCUGGGCCUAUAUGUGUAUGAAACUGCAAAAAGUGUGGAUUAAGUUGGCUUGUGUUAUAUUGUGUUCACAUCACACAAUGCGGUUAAAAGAAGCAAUGCAACCUAAUUCCCAUUUACAUGAAGUAGAAUUGCUCAAGGUAAGACAUCACAACAGUAAAGAACAUUAUAUUAUUGUGAGAGAAAAAAGAAAAACAUAUCAUUGCUAUUUUGUACAGGAUAAAUUUAUUUUUGAAGUGCACUUUGUUGUUUGGGGAGUUUGUUGAUUUAAAAUAUGCACUUUACUGUAAUCAGGCAUGCCAGCUUUGUACGUUAUUUGUCCGUACUGAAAAUAUAUUCAUUUUUUAGUACUGUUCCCAUUCAAUCAGCAGAAAUGUGUUCCGUCCUUCUGUUGGAAUAACUCAUUUUUGGGUUAUUUUGUUAACUCAACAUUUUAAAUUAAUUUGAGUCAUUAUUAAAAUUACAAUUUUGCAUAUGAAAUGUAAAAAGUUCUGUUGGCCUUUUAACUCUCAAGUAAAACACCUUACUGUAUUUAAUUUGGCAGUGGAUUAAGUCAGUGAGUGAGUGAGAGAGUGAGUCAGUCAGUGU
Anguilla anguilla (European eel) is the source of this 4531-nucleotide messenger RNA. RefSeq names its product solute carrier family 17 member 8 (gene slc17a8). Lineage: Eukaryota; Metazoa; Chordata; Actinopteri; Anguilliformes; Anguillidae. Bases 1 to 1779 code for a protein of 592 amino acids. Gene Ontology annotation, molecular function: neurotransmitter transmembrane transporter activity; L-glutamate transmembrane transporter activity. The transcript is spliced from 12 exons. The record is from RefSeq and is a predicted model, not a curated record. Gene Ontology annotation, biological process: neurotransmitter loading into synaptic vesicle; transmembrane transport; synaptic transmission, glutamatergic. Gene Ontology annotation, cellular component: synaptic vesicle membrane; excitatory synapse.